UGGUCUCUGGACAAACCCUAGCAUUUUCUCCGUAGGAUUCCUAAACUUUCUCGAACCACUUCUCUCCCUUUAUAUACCCAGAAACUCUGAGGAACCCUUCUCUCAAUCCCCCCCGUUUUUCAUCCUUCAAUUCUUCGCAUUGUUCGUGAAUGGUGCAAGUUCUGAGUAAUUUGUUGAUGAUCUCCUUCUUGUCGUCUUCUCCAAGAAGGGGAAUCUCUGUUUCUUCUUCUUCUUCAUUCUUCGGAUCCUGCAAGCAAGCCUGGUACUACCGCUGCCUCGGCGUAGACCCUUAGGCCAAUCAAUCCUCGAUUUCGCUUCUCCUUUCAUUCGAUUGAUUCCUCAAUUCCUCAAUUCGUGUUGUUUUCGUUCUCGAUUUUGCCCAAUUUUACCCGAUUUGAUUUGUUCGAAACAAAAAAAAGGCGUUUUGUUUUAUUGUUAUUGUUAGCAGAGAAGAUGAUGCUGCUUUGUAAGGCGAAGAAGAAUCCGGCGGCCGGAAAGCGGCUCCUGGUGAGCAUCACCGUGCUCGGAAGCGCCGGCCCGAUCCGGUUCGUGGCGAGCGAGAACGAUCUCGUCGCGGCGGUGAUCGACACCGCCCUCAAAUCCUACGCUCGUGAGGGUAGGCUUCCGAUUCUCGGGUCGGAUCUCAAUAACUUCGUGCUCUACUGCCCUAACGCUGCAACUGAAGCUCUUAGUCCAUGGGACACAAUUGGAUCACUGGGGGUUCGCAACUUUGUGCUGUGCAAGAAACCCUCCGAGGAGAAAGCAACCCCCAACAACGGGAAACAGGCGACCGAGGCCCGGAAGUCGUCUAGCAGCAUCUGGAAGACAUUGUUCAACAAGUCACUGAAUGCCAAGGUUAUGUCUCAUUGAAGUGGGAUGAAGUCUCUGAUGAAGUGCAAUAAAACAUUAUUCUCUCAGGCAGUUAGUUAUUGUCUUAAGUUGUCUCUUGAUUUGUUGAUUUGAGGUUCUUUUGCAAUUAGCUUUAGUUUGAUCUGAUUUAUGUUGCAGAACAAGUAUCAAUGUAUUGUUGUUACCAUUCUAUCGUUAUUCAAUAAAAGCUUGCAGUUUUAGACCUUAA
This is a messenger RNA of Ipomoea triloba (trilobed morning glory), 1078 nucleotides long. RefSeq lists its product as uncharacterized. Bases 454 to 870 code for a protein of 138 amino acids. The record is from RefSeq and is a predicted model, not a curated record. NCBI's taxonomy places the organism in Eukaryota, Viridiplantae, Streptophyta, Magnoliopsida, Solanales, Convolvulaceae. The transcript has 2 exons.